Scomber japonicus (chub mackerel) is the source of this 1236-nucleotide messenger RNA. RefSeq lists its product as uncharacterized. Bases 184 to 1113 code for a protein of 309 amino acids. The transcript has 7 exons. NCBI's taxonomy places the organism in Eukaryota, Metazoa, Chordata, Actinopteri, Scombriformes, Scombridae. The record is from RefSeq and is a predicted model, not a curated record. Gene Ontology annotation, molecular function: catalytic activity.
AUGUGUUGCACCUUCCUACCAGAGUUGUGUUAGUUAGCGUACUUCACGAAAAAAGUACAUUUUUAGAAAUACUACGGUCAUUUCAAGGUACAUUUUUUAAGAAAUGCGGUAGUUGAGACUUUAUUUGUCGACUGUUUUGUAACUUAAGAGAGCUUCUGAGUUUUUCAAGCCUAAGUGUUAACAAUGGCUCUGAAACAUACAAGGGCGUGGACGCCGGUUUUAGCCGCCUUUUCUCCGACUAAAAUCACCGGACUGUCAGUCAAAGCGAGUUUGGUGGCACUGAAGUCCUUCAGCUCAACAACUCAGGGUGAAGACACAGGAAAAGCUGCAGGACAGACUGUGGUCUCAGAGAGAAGGGGGUCUGUGGUUACCGUGGCAAUAAACCGGCCCGAGGUGCGUAAUGCGGUGAACCAGGAGACGGCGAGGCGUCUGCUGGAGGAGCUGGAGGCCUUUGACAGUGACCCAGACUUGAAUGUGGCCAUCCUUCAUGGGAAAGGAGGGAAUUUCUGCGCUGGUUAUGAUCUGAAAGAGCUGGCCAAUCACACAGCCUCCCUCAAAUUGGAGCAAGAUGUCACCAAGGGUCCCGGUCCGAUGGGUCCGUCCCGUUUGGAGCUGUCCAAGCCGCUGAUAGCAGCAGUCAGUGGCUUUGCUGUGGCUGGAGGGCUGGAACUGGCCCUGCUGGCAGAUUUGAGAGUGGUGGAGGAGAGCGCCAUCAUGGGGGUGUUCUGUCGGAGGUUUGGUGUCCCCCUGAUUGAUGGAGGCACUGUGCGGCUCCCACGCCUCAUUGGUCUAUCGAGAGCCUUAGACCUGAUUCUGACUGGACGGCCAAUCGGAGCACAGGAAGCUCUUGCUUAUGGACUGGCUAACAGAGUUGUUCCUGAUGGUCAAGCAUUACAGGCAGCCCUGCAGUUAGCAGAGCAGCUGAGCUCCUUCCCUCAGCAGUGUCUGCAGGCCGACCGCUCUUCAGCCAUCUACAGCUGCUACGAUGCUCCCUCCUUCACACAGGCCAUGCAGUAUGAGAUUGACCAUGGAAUACCUGUGAUCCAAUCAGAAGCUAUCACCGGGGCAACCAGCUUCACUACUGGAACAGGACGAGGAGGGAAAUUCUCCUAGGAUGUAGUUUGUGAAUUGUGUUUUCAGGUGAUCUAACACACUGCUGCAUCCAUGUUCAAAGCCAACAGAUCUUGAGGAAUAAACAGUUACAUCUCUAAACAGAUAACUCACAUUUCAAACGCA